AUGACAGACACCAAAGACCAUGCUGCUUCUCUGCAGCCAUCUGAUGACACCAUGUUACCUGGCAGUGUCCAUUCCCCUGCCUCCUGCACUCCUCACCCCUGUGUCUCCACCUCCAGGAUUUCUCAUCGACCGAGAGCCUGCGACAACUCUCCCAACAACUCAAGUCUUGUUUGUGAGUCAACAACAUUUGUCAAAGGGGAGGGCCCUGCAUCGUCUGCUAACCUGAAGGAUCUGGAGAACAAGGAGAACAUGGAGAUGGCCAGUCUGCUGCAGUCGGAGCUGCAUGGCAAGAAGGAGCUGCAGGAGAAGCUGGGCUGAAGGAGACGGUAACCCUGCCCCAUCCAAGAAGGGC
Molecule: messenger RNA, 352 nt
Organism: Pongo pygmaeus (Bornean orangutan)
Lineage: Eukaryota; Metazoa; Chordata; Mammalia; Primates; Hominidae
Product: golgin subfamily A member 2-like
Exons: 4
Coding region: 1-318 (105 amino acids)
Source: RefSeq, a predicted model, not a curated record